Aspergillus novofumigatus IBT 16806 is the source of this 1712-nucleotide messenger RNA. Its product is annotated as dolichyl-diphosphooligosaccharide--protein glycotransferase subunit OST1. The record is from RefSeq and is a predicted model, not a curated record. The transcript has 4 exons. Gene Ontology annotation, cellular component: membrane; oligosaccharyltransferase complex. Bases 158 to 1633 code for a protein of 491 amino acids. NCBI's taxonomy places the organism in Eukaryota, Fungi, Ascomycota, Eurotiomycetes, Eurotiales, Aspergillaceae.
CUCAGCAUCUGGACAGUUUUGGGCCCUUUCGCUUUACUCCCUUCCAUUCAACCCCCCAUCCUUCCAAUCCAUCUUUCUGUGCUUCUCUCUACAUCUCCAGGUGAGAUAGAUUGUGUACAGCGGUGCGGUCUGCUCAAAAAGACCGCCCAUCGUCACAAUGAGGCCAUCUACCGCAGUCGCAGCGCUCUGCGGGCUGCUGUUCUCAAGCAGCUUAGUAUGCGCCGACUCCUCGACCAGCUCGCGAGUCGCUUUACCCGCAGACUUCAAGCCCCAGCAGGUAUUCAAAAAUGUGAAUCUGGUCCGGAAUACCAAUUUGGAGAAGGGAUAUGUUCGAGAAACCGUCAAUGUUGUCGUUGAAAAUGUCGAUAAACAACCCCAGAGUGACUACUACAUACCGUUCCCUUCGGACGUCUUUGGCAAGGUUGGCGGAUUGGAGGUGAGGGACAAGAAGGCUUCGGAGAAGGGCAGAUUUGUCGUUGAAGCUCUGGAAGUCGAGUCACCAAGCGACUACCAGUACUUUGUCGUUCACUUCCCUGAGCCGCUUGCGCCGUCCUCUCAAAUCACAUUGGGAAUCUCAUACUUCCUCCUCAACUCUCUCACUCCACGCCCCGCCGCCAUCGGCCAAGCUGACAAGCAAUAUCUCACCUAUUCUUUCUCCGCUUAUACUCCGUCUGCGUACCAGACGGUGACUCAGAAGACCAAGGUUAAAUUUCCCAAUACCAAUGUGCCCGACUACACAACCACUUCCGGCUUGAAGUCCGGUUCCGAUCCCGAGCGUCAGGGCACCACCUACACUUACGGUCCCUACGAUACGGCCAAGGUUGCUCCAGGGACUACUUACCCUAUCACUGUGCGCUACGAAUUCACCAAACCCGUGAUCACCGCGUCCUUGUUGGAGCGGGACCUGGAGGUCUCCCACUGGGGUGGAAACCUGGCGACGGAAGAGCGGUACUGGCUCCGCAACAAUGCCUCCAUGCUCUCGAAGCAAUUCUCUCGCGUGGAAUGGACUUUGACCAGCUACCAGCAGUUGCCGUCUUCGGCGGUCCGUGAACUCAAGUAUCCUCUCAAGCCUGGUUCGGUCGAUCCGUACUUCAUCGAUGACAUUGGCAAUCGGGAAGGAUCCCUGGAGCUUCGUCCUCGUUUCCCAAUCUUCGGUGGCUGGAAUUACAGCUUCCGCAUUGGCUGGAACGAUGAGCUCUCCACUUAUCUGCGUAAGGCAGCUACCGGCGCCGACUCCUAUGUGCUGAAGGUCCCUUUCAUCGAGGGAUUUAAGGUGCCUGAGGGAGCUCAGUACGAGAAGGCCGUUGUCAGAGUGAUUCUCCCCGAGGGCGCGCGAAACGUCCGGUAUCAGGUUCUGGAGGGAGCUUCCAGCAAUGGCCUCCCUAGCUCGAGCCAGAUCCAAUCUUACAUUUCCAAGCAGAAGACCUACAUGGACACAUUGGGCCGCACAGUGUUGACCCUGACGGUCGAGAACCUCUCGGAUGAGGCUCGCGAUUCUCAGAUAGUGGUUACCUACGAUCACUCCUUCUGGGACGGCUUGCGCAAGCCCUUCACCAUCACUGCUGGAAUGUUCGCUGUCUUCGUUACCGCGUGGCUCAUCGGGAACCUUGAUGUCAGCAUCAAGAAGCGGUGAAGCCUUUUUUCUUGUCAUAAUAUGAGAGCAUUUUCUUUUCUUCUUGUCUCGUACACAAAGAACGCAGAGAUAUGUACAA